Sporothrix brasiliensis 5110 is the source of this 2133-nucleotide messenger RNA. RefSeq names its product trehalose synthase. The transcript is spliced from 4 exons. The record is from RefSeq and is a predicted model, not a curated record. Gene Ontology annotation, molecular function: glycosyltransferase activity. Lineage: Eukaryota; Fungi; Ascomycota; Sordariomycetes; Ophiostomatales; Ophiostomataceae. Bases 1 to 2133 code for a protein of 710 amino acids.
AUGUCUUUCAAGAAUGGCCGCAAGUUUUCCACGGGCACUUCGGUGCAUCGCAAACGGCAAAUGAGCACCCUUGUCGAGACCGAGGGUUCCUUUGGACCGUCCUUGACUACCCUCUUUGUCGGUAUUUCCGCUGUCUUUUCGGAUGAUCAUACGGCUGUCGUGGCCCUGGCCGUCCACGACUCGGUGUAUCUUGUCGACUUUUCCGUCAAACACAUCGUACUGGACGAGAAGAGCAACGGCAGCGACGACCGCAUCGCCGAACAUGUCCUUGAGGAAAUUGAAAAGUACGAGCACGAAAACUUUUCCAAGAUCAUCGGCGCUGGCCUCCCCACCACGCUCAAGUACAUGAGUCCCUCCCUCUGCUCGCGCCUCUGGCUGGAGCUCGAUAUUAUCCCCAUUGUCAUGCGUCCCGACGAGGAGCACAAGGAGGCCAGCUUCUGGGACGUCAAGCGGGUCGACGAACAGGCCGAUUCCAUGGCCCGCAAGUGCAUUCUCCAUUUCGGCCCCUCGCUGGUCCCGCUGCUCCAGGUCGGCUGGCGCGGCAUUGUCCAAUCCGACGCUGGCUUCCGUGCUCACCUCACGAUCCUGCAGAACCAUAAGGAUACCUGUGGGCCGAGCACCUGGUCGUCGGUCGCGCUGUUUGCCAAGCAGCUGCGUGCCAACAAGACCAAGAUUGCCUUUUUCAGCAGCACGCCCCAGGGAGGUGGCGUCGCCCUCAUGCGCCAUGCCCUGGUCCGCUUCUCGCGCCUUAUGGGUGUUGACUUGACGUGGUAUGGUGACUUACACGAACUAGUGCCUAAGCCUCGCCCUGGCAUCUUCAGAAUCACCAAAAACAUCCACAACAUCCUUCAGGGUGUGAGCCAUCCAGACCAGCGCAUCUCUGCCGAGGAGAAAGCGUCGAUCAUCAGCUGGAUCACUGAAAAUGCGAACCGCUACUGGUUCUCGGAAGGCGGCCCUCUGCGUCCCGCCGAGGAAGGCGGUGCGGAUGUGAUCGUCAUUGACGACCCUCAAAUGCCUGGCCUGAUUCCUAUGAUCAAGCGCUUGACGCCUGAUCGUCCUAUCCUGUACCGGUCGCACAUCCAGAUCCGCAGCGAUCUCGUUGCCAAGCAGGGUUCGCCCCAAGAAGACAUCUGGGGCUUCUUGUGGGACAACAUCAAGGGCUGUGACAUGUUCAUCAGUCACCCCAUUCCCAACUUCGUCCCCCAUACUGUUCCCAAGGAAAAGGUUGUGUACCUGCCGGCCACCACGGACUGGCUUGACGGUCUCAACAAGCACCUGAACAGAUUCGACACUGGCUACUACGGUCACAUUUACAACUCGGCGUGCCACUCGCAGCGCAUGACUGAGCUGAACUGGCCUGCUCGCAAGUACAUUGCCCAGGUCGCCCGCUUUGACCCUGCCAAGGGCAUCCCCACCGUCAUUGACUCGUAUGCGGAAUUCCGCCGUCAGCUGGAUAAGACCGAUGCCACGGACAUCCCCCAACUUGUUGUGUGCGGCAACGGCUCCAUUGACGAUCCGGACGCCUCGAUGAUCUACGAUCAGACCAUGAACCAGGUGGAGACGCACUACCCUCACCUGCUCAAGGACAUUAGCAUCAUGCGCCUGGAGCCCAAUGACCAGCUGCUCAACACCAUCACUGCCAAUGCGCAUGUCAUCUUGCAGCUCUCGACCCGCGAGGGCUUCGAGGUCAAGGUGUCCGAGGCCCUGCAUGCCGGCCGCCCCGUCAUUGCCACGCUUGCUGGUGGCAUUCCCAUCCAGGUCCAGGACAAGGUCAACGGCUUCUUGGUCGAGCCUGGUGACUGGAAGGCCGUUGCUGGUCACCUGAUGGAGCUGUUCACCAACGAUGACCUGCAUCAGAAGAUGAGCCGUGCCGCUGAGACUGGUGUCUCGGACGAGGUCGGCACCGUAGGCAACGCCCUCGGCUGGUACUAUCUAGCGACCAAGUGGAAUGAAGUCGGCGUCAAGAAGGACGGCAAGGGUGGUCUUCCUGGCAAUGAGAAGUGGGUCAACGACAUGGCCCGCGAGGAGGCUGGGUUCCCGUAUGCGGCCGGCGAGAACCGCCUUCCUCGCCACUUUACGCAGCAUAAGGAGGAGAAGGAGCUCCCGGUGCGGACCGACAAGCCCGACGCUUAG